AUGCAAUCUUUGCCUUACCCUACUAGUGUACGGGAGGUUCGUUCUUUUCUUGGUCAUGCAGGUUUCUACAGGAGAUUUAUAAAGGAUUUCUCAAAGAUUAGCAAUCCAUUGUGCCGAUUGUUGCAAAAAGAUGUGACAUUUGAAUUCGAUGAUGUAUGCAAAAAUUCAUUUGAUGCAUUAAAAGAUAUGUUGACAUCCGCACCAAUAAUUCAGUCACCAAAUUGGGAUCUUCCAUUCGAACUUAUGUGUGAUGCCAGCAAUUAUGCAGUUGGUGCUGUACUUGGGCAAAAAGUUGGAAGAGUUUCACACGUUAUCUAUUAUGCUUCAAGAACACUUGAUAUUGCACAAAGCAAUUAUACCACAACAGAAAAAGAACUUUUAGCUAUUGUCUUCGCUUUAGAAAAAUUUCGUUCGUAUUUACUUGGUACUAAAGUGAUUGUUUAUUCUGACCAUGUAGCUCUAAAGUACUUGCUUUCAAAGAAAGAAGCAAAGCCCAGACUUAUUCGAUGGAUGCUCUUAUUACAAGAGUUUAACUUGGAGAUACGAGAUAAAAAGGGUGCAGAAAAUUUAGUUGCUGAUCACCUUAGCAGGCUGAUCACAAGUGAAAAACCUUCGCCAUUACAAGAUGAUUUUCCUGAUGAACAUCUUUUUUCUGUCCAAAAGACAAUUCCCUGGUAUGCUGAUAUUGUGAAUUACUUAGUUACCAGAACAUUACCCGCUGAUUUAUCUAAAUCUCAAAAAGAUAAAAUAAAGAGUGAUGCUAAAUACUACGUUUGGGAUGACCCUUAUUUGUGGAAGCAUUGUUCUGAUCAAAUAAUCCGCAGGGAUCAAAUGCCACUUACCCCUAUUCUUGUUUGUGAAAUAUUUGAUGUUUGGGGUAUUGAUUUUAUGGGACCUUUUCCUUCUUCUUACCAUAAUGUCUACAUUAUUCUUGCUGUCGAUUAUGUGUCAAAGUGGGUCGAAGCCAAGGCUACCCGGACUGACUCUGCUAAAGUUGUUGUUGAGUUUGUUAAAUCUAAUAUUUUUGCCAGGUUUGGGAUGCCAAGAUCAAUAAUAAGCGACCGUGGAACUCAUUUUUGGAAUAGAAUGGUGGAAGAAUUGAUGAAAAAGUAUGAUGUUACUCACCGUAUUUCUACAGGUUACCAUCCACAAUGCAAUGGACAAGCCGAAAUCUCAAACAAGGAAAUCAAGUCCAUACUUGAAAAGACUGUUAACCCAAACAGGAAAGAUUGGAGUACACGACUUGAUGAUGCUUUAUGGGCUUAUCGAACAGCCUACAAAACUCCAAUAGGUAUGUUUCCUUAUCGUUUAGUAUUUGGUAAACCGUGCCACCUUCCAGUUGAGUUGGAACACAAGGCGUAUUGGGCCGUUAAGCAAUGUAACAUGAGGAUGGAUGAAACUGGUUCGUUGAGGAAGUUGCAGCUGCAAGAGCUUGAAGAAAUUCGUAAUGAUGCAUACGAAAGCUCUAGAAUUUACAAGGAAAAAACAAAAGCAUUUCAUGAUCAAAAGAUUUCCAGGAAAAUAUUUUCUAUUGGUCAAAAAGUUUUACUUUAUCAUUCUAGAUUGAAACUAUUUCCUGGUAAAUUACGCUCUAGAUGGGUAGGACCUUUUGUUGUCACUAAUGUUUUUCCUCAUGGUGUAGUUGAAAUACACAGUUUAGAAACUAGAAAAACUUUUAAAGUGAAUGGUCAUCGUUUAAAGCCAUUUUAUGAAGGUUUUCAGGCAUAUAACGUUGAGGAGAUUGGUUUGCAGUACCCCGUUUAUGAAGAUUGAAAGGAGAUGAUGUCCAGCCAGUGACAUGCCACUUAUAAUCAGGGGAGUUUGUUCCAUUCUUUAAAUAAAUUUGUUUACUUGUCUUAAUUUUUUUAA
This is a messenger RNA of Ipomoea triloba (trilobed morning glory), 1869 nucleotides long. RefSeq lists its product as uncharacterized. NCBI's taxonomy places the organism in Eukaryota, Viridiplantae, Streptophyta, Magnoliopsida, Solanales, Convolvulaceae. The transcript is spliced from 2 exons. Gene Ontology annotation, biological process: DNA integration. The record is from RefSeq and is a predicted model, not a curated record. Bases 1 to 1773 code for a protein of 590 amino acids. Gene Ontology annotation, molecular function: nucleic acid binding.